AUGGUAAAAGUUGUUAUUGUCACUGGAGGGUCACGUGGUAUUGGAAAGGCUAUUAUUGAAUACAUAUUAACUCACAGUGAUAGAGACACAGUUGUAAUCAGCACAGCAAGGACAGUAGAGCCGUUAAGGUUAUUACAAGAAAAGUAUGGUUCUGAAAGAUUCCAAUAUGUAGUUGGUAACAUAGUUGAUCAGUGUAUCCAAGAUAAAAUAAUUAAAACUGCCUUAAAAUUUGACAAGAAUAUAUAUUCUUUAGUGGCAAAUGCUGGUAUAUUAGCUCCUGUGGAUAGUAUAACAAAUUAUGAUCCUAAAUUAUGGAAAAAUCAUUUUGAUAUCAAUUUUUUCAGCAUUGUAUCCCUUGUCUCCAAAUGUGUACCUCAUAUGAACAAACAGCAAAGUAAUGGUGAAGAAGAAAAUACUAAUAGUAGAGGUAACAAUAUUAUAAUGGUAAGUAGCGGUGCAAGUGUUAAGGUGUACAAGGGCUGGUCAUGCUAUUGCGCAUCCAAAGCUGCAUUAAAUCAGUUUACAUUAUCAAUAGCCACGGAAAUGGGCCCCCAAAUAAAGUCGAUUGCAAUUGCACCUGGAGUAGUGGCUACACAGAUGCAAGUUGAUAUUAGAGAGAGAUGGGGUCCUCAAGGUAUGCCAUCAGAUGCACUGAAAAGGUUUGUAGAUCUAUACAAUACGAACCAAUUAUUGGAUCCAAGCGUCCCUGGUCAUAUCUAUGGAUAUUUAGCGAUAAAAGGCAUCCCUGAAGAAUUAAGCGGACUAUAUGUACGUUAUGAUGAUACAAAAUUAUUAUCAUAUAUAAAUCAAAAAUAA
This is a messenger RNA of Arxiozyma heterogenica, 816 nucleotides long. RefSeq lists its product as uncharacterized. The record is from RefSeq and is a predicted model, not a curated record. Bases 1 to 816 code for a protein of 271 amino acids. Lineage: Eukaryota; Fungi; Ascomycota; Saccharomycetes; Saccharomycetales; Saccharomycetaceae. Gene Ontology annotation, molecular function: oxidoreductase activity, acting on NAD(P)H, oxygen as acceptor. Gene Ontology annotation, cellular component: intracellular anatomical structure. The transcript has a single exon.